This is a messenger RNA of Annulohypoxylon maeteangense, 2969 nucleotides long. RefSeq lists its product as uncharacterized. Gene Ontology annotation, biological process: protein linear polyubiquitination; proteasome-mediated ubiquitin-dependent protein catabolic process. NCBI's taxonomy places the organism in Eukaryota, Fungi, Ascomycota, Sordariomycetes, Xylariales, Hypoxylaceae. Gene Ontology annotation, cellular component: ubiquitin ligase complex. The record is from RefSeq and is a predicted model, not a curated record. Gene Ontology annotation, molecular function: ubiquitin binding; zinc ion binding; ubiquitin-protein transferase activity. The transcript is spliced from 2 exons. Bases 439 to 2832 code for a protein of 797 amino acids.
AUAACAUUGAAGAGAUUCAACCUUCAAAUGCAGGCACCUAUGUUAACAGGUAACUUUGAUAUCGUUGUUCGAUCGUUCGAUACGUACCUGGUACCUAGGUACUAUGUCUUUAAUACUGCCCCCGACAAUAGUUUUGGUGGGGGGAGUGAUUCCAGUUGGUCGCGACCGGCACUGGUACUAUGUACAGCUACUGAUGCUAUUGCUAUUGUUGCUGCCGAUGACUCCACACCAGCUGUAGGUAUUGUACGAUACAACAGCAUAUACCUGUGAUGUCUGAUUAACUUUCGGACUCGUUACUUUCCAAUCCUCUACCCAAAGUAAAAAAACAAUUCCUCUCUUUUUUCUUUUCUCUUUUACACUUCUAUCUUCUUUUCAUUCAAGUGAAGAAUGCUUUUCACCCAUCUCUCAUAGCUUAUCCAAGUUAUAAUUGACGAAAGGAUGAAUCCGGGAGCUUUCAAUUUCAUACCGGACGAACAUCAAGGUCGAUUUUAUAGUAGAGAGAUGUCGGCAUCUAACGACUCACGGUCCCAGAUACCGUGCCGGUAUUUCCUUCGUGGACAGUGCCGGAAAGGACGCUUCUGCCCCUAUCUGCACGAGGACAAGUCUGUCGUCCAAGAUUCUACACAAAAUACUACAGAUGUUCUUUAUCCUCCCGCACACGAGGAAAUCGCGCGCUCUAUCAAUGGCGGUUUGAUCCGCUUUCGCGCUGGCGCAGUAGUUACGAAGGUGUCUCUACCAACGGACUUCUCUACUCUCCAAAUAAACUACCUUGCUCCCGACAGCACCCGAGAGUCUGUAUUGGCUCUUCUUCAAUCACAAGAUCUCAUCUUACCGACCGAGAUUGAGGUUUGCAUGACCAAUCAAAUAGGUCACUCCAGUGCUCUUGUCAAAGUUGAAGAUCCCGAAUUCGCUAAGCUAGCUAGCAAGGAACUUAGCGAACAUGCUACUUCGGAUCACAUUUGGAUCCUGCCUUUUGUCGCUACUCCCGUAGAGACUCACAUACUAUCGGAUUCCAACAAUCUUCAGGUUGAUUGCAAGAAUAUACAUGUCUCUUGGCCAAAACCUUAUAGGACGGCAUCGCUCAAAUUUGAGUGCAACGAGACUGCCAAACGAGUAAGGACCAUGUUUGUCAAUGGAGGGUACAGAAUCCGAAGGGAAAAAGUGGGGUGUGGGAUGCCGGUGGGCAGUGCGCCGUUGUCCACACCGCAGACCUGGACUCUACGCUUGACCGGAGUGCCGAGCGAGGCAACGGAAUCCGAUGUUUACAAGUCUAUGCUACACGAACGUGAUAAGCCGUCUAGCACUGAAAUUGGAGAGCAUACCUACAUCCCCGAUAAGGAAAUGGGCUCACUCGAAAUCCGAUCUCUAUUCACUUCUAUCGGCCCCCUCGAAUCGUGGGAAUUGACCCCCGAUAUUACCCGUAAACGAAUGAAAGUGAGCGGACGUUUUCAUAACGAGAACGAUGCCAGAGAAGCUACAACAAAACUCAAUCAAUCAGACUUGCCUUUCUACAAGGAUGGCAAACUUUCCGUACGACUAGUUCACACGGCAACUUUUCAAGUUUCUGAGAGCAUCUAUGAGGCUAUUCAAUCCCGCCUCACGUAUAUUUCGAGAAACUGGAGAGCUCCUUUUAUACACCUCACGGUGAAUGGUGAUUCGGACUCUUUUCAAUUCUAUCGUGUGUUGAAGAUUGAGAGUGAACAUGCUGCGUAUUUUAAUGCGGCAAAGAAAAUGAUCACCCAGAUGCUGUCCGCUAGGGUAGCCAAAGAGGAAGACUCUUCCGUGCUUUGGCACCCGGCUCUAUCCAGAGAUGGUCCUCUUUUCGAACAGCUGAAGUUGUUAGGAGCGCAGAUUGGAGUAGGUAUUAUCCGAAACAAGGCCAUGUCACAACUUCGAAUGUACGGACCACGAUCCAAAUGCCGACGAUGCCAGGCAGCGAUUGCUCGUGUGCUGAGUGCAGAGAAAUCUGAGCCCUUUAGCAUCCACCUUAAUACCCCUGAAUUUAAUUGGGUACUUCGAGGAGGCUUGGCAAUAUUGAAGAACGCAAUUGGCUCCGAGAAGAUCAACUUUGAUAUCACGUCAACACCUAAGCGCGUGGGCAUCAUUGGCACAGCUGAUGAUUAUGAUGCUGCAGUUCGCGUCCUGAAAGACCGAGAAGUGGCACGGCAGGAGAAACCUAAUUUGAACGAGAAGGAUUGCUCUGUCUGCUGGUGUCAAGCUGAGAACUCGAUACAAACGCGAUGCGGUCACAUCUACUGCCUGGAUUGCUUCGAAAACCUCUGUAUGACCUCUACCACAAAGGACACGGCUACUCUAAUUCAGUGCGUCGGUGAAUCUGGAAGCUGCUUGAAGACACUAAGCCUAUCGGAACUACAGCAGCAUCUUUCUUCAACCGCAUUCGAGGAAUUACUUGAGCGAUCUUUCGCCUCAUACGUACGACUGAAUCCAGAGUCCCUCAAGUACUGCCCAACAGUGGACUGCGGAUACUUUUACCGCGUCAGCACCACUUCCAAAAUGCGGACUUGCCCUCACUGUCUCGAACAAGUCUGUACUUCGUGCAAUGGUCAACACGGUGCGAUGACCUGCGGUGAUUACAAGGAACUGAUAACUGGAGGAUACAAGGCUUUCCAGAAGCUCAAGAAGAAAAUCGGCAUCAAGGAUUGUCCCAGGUGCAAGACUCCGCUGGAGAAGAUAGAAGGAUGCAACCACAUGACUUGUCGAUGUGGUGCGCAUAUCUGCUGGGUCUGCUUGAAGGUUUUCAGCACGUCCAAUGCUUGCUAUGACCAUAUGAACAAGGUACAUAGGGGAAUUGGACUCUAUCCAAAUCAUUAGGGUUGGAUGAAAGUCAGGUAUUUUGGGGUUUGAGAGGUACUCUGGCGUAAGGGCUAUAGGAUGUGGGAAAUCUGGGCUUUCCCAAUUGUUUGAUAGUGCUGCGGACUGGGUGUGUAGUUUCUGAAAUUAAAUUCACG